Harpia harpyja (harpy eagle) is the source of this 6711-nucleotide messenger RNA. RefSeq names its product acyl-CoA thioesterase 9 (gene ACOT9). Bases 2419 to 3705 code for a protein of 428 amino acids. Gene Ontology annotation, cellular component: mitochondrion. Lineage: Eukaryota; Metazoa; Chordata; Aves; Accipitriformes; Accipitridae. The record is from RefSeq and is a predicted model, not a curated record. The transcript has 15 exons. Gene Ontology annotation, biological process: acyl-CoA metabolic process. Gene Ontology annotation, molecular function: fatty acyl-CoA hydrolase activity.
AUCUGUACAUAUUUUAAUAUUUGCUAUAACACUAAAGUUACUCAGCUACUGUUUUUCCUUACUUUAGCGUUCAUGAAAAAUGAAAUGCUAUUAUUCUUCUCUGUCGACUUGCUUAAAGCCUCUUUGCCUUCAGUGAAUGGCUCUGGUCUUAUUUGUGGCAAUAUUGUUGUACUAGAUCUCUGUCAGCACACUGUGUUUUUGGUGGUGUGCUGGAUAACACUUUUAUUAGAGGCUUGUGGGAUACAAAAUCUCUUACACAGCAACUCCUGCAGUACUUAGCUUCAGUUUAGACAUCUGAAUCUGCAUCUUUCACUGAAUUCCAGACCAAGCUCUAUAGCAAAACUGGUGGCAAAAUACAUCGUAGCGGUCUACCUGAACCUGGAUACAGCCCGGGGAGGCACCAGCACAAUGGGGCAUGGAUCUUACUGGCAGGGAUGAAUGCAGUGAUCUUGUCCAGCUGCCCUCAUGUCCUUUGUCACAGCACAGUGCAAAUGAACUCAGACCCCGCUGUCUGGCAUUAAUGAUCCACUGGUAACAGUUUAGGAGAUACUGUGAAAUACGCAACAUGAUAACGAUGGAUAAACCCCAUUUGCUGUAAUUGUUUUGCACAUUUAAGACAUUUGCCAAUUAAGAGAAAGAGUUUAUGGAUUUUUAUGCUUAAUUACUUACUUAAAUUUCUGUUGUAAGAUAACUAAUAUCUAGAAGAGCAGUAUAGUCUUCGGGGGGUGGGGUGAGUGGGAGGAGAAAAACUAUGUACUUACCAGCCUGUAAAAUGGACUAGAUUUAGCUUGGCAACAUUUUUGAAACACUUUUACGCUUUGUCCAUUUUACUGUUAGAAUAAAAAUUAUGUGGUCUCGGCCUAGCAGGUGUUUACUUGUAUGCCUAAAAUUGAAAUCAGAAGUAUUAAAUGGGAUUAACAGCGUGUAUCCAUGUUUGCAGGUUUGGACCCGAGAUUUUUUUCAGGGCUUUUUACCUCUUUAGAGUUGCAAAGGAAGAUGAACUUAGUUUAAACAAAGAGAAAGUGCUGUUUAUUCCCCCUCCAUCCCAGCACAGUCUGCACACUGUUGGAAAAUUGAGGUUUUGUGUUCUAGAAGCUGUAACAGUGUUUCUGCUAACACUGUAUUGAUCCAAUGCAUGCUAUGGCAGCUUCACAGGUGGAGUAUGAGUAACAGGAAAGUAGUACCUAUUCUGUAAACAAGCCUCCUGCUUCUUAAGAAAAAAAGAAUCAAACCUCCCCACCUUCCAAAAAAAGUCAACUCAAGAUUUUCAGUCAGUUCCUUUCAUUGAAGAUUUUUUUUGUUCUUAGAAUUAGUAGUGGAACUCUUCUAAUUUCAAAACAUGUUUUUAGCCUAACUUCCUAAAGAAAUGAGGCCUAAGCAAUCUAUUUUGUCUGUGUCUGCCUAUCUUCUUGUCCCCCUCUUCUUCCAGAACCUUUUGUUGCUUGAUGUCAGCCAAAAUAGACAAGCACAAAUCUCGAAGAGAAACGUGUUUCCACAAGCUUUGUGAAAACUGGCUUUCAGAUCAGAGCUUCGUUAGGGUGCCAGAGCUAGUGUUGGGGUCAGCCACGGACCGUGGUGUUUGCUGGCAGUUGUGCGGAGCAGAUUGAGGGAUAUAGUGGGAGCAUCUACCAACUGGAGCCCUGAAUGGCUGGGGAGUAACCACACCAUAUGGAAAUACCAUCUGAGGAUUGAGAUUUUAAAAGGCUCUGGUCAAAUCUGUUCUUCCAUCCAUUUCUUUUCCCACACUGGAAGGAGAGCAGACUGAUGCUAAGAUCACCACAGCAGUGUUUUUCUUAGAUAGGUACGUUUCUUGUGCUGUACAAAAUGCAGCAGAAAUGGUUUGCAGAGUACUGUAUGCUUCGACUACCAUGAAGAAGUAAAGCCGGGGAGCCCAUAGCUGGGAGUGCUUGAGGAUGACAGGUUUAAUAUGGGGAGGUUUAGAGGACAUGGAUGAUGUAGCCUUUGAGAUCCCACUUUUAAAAUGGAGUGACAAAGAGUUGAUACGUGUGGAGACUGAACAGCCGGUGUGUUGAUUGAGUUAGGCCACAGAAUGACUAAAGAGGACAAACCUAAGAGAAUAGCUUGAUAGGGGUCCUGAAAUGGGAACUGCGGAAGGACUGAUGCACGUACAUCUGGAUUGCUGGGAUUGAGGAGAGAUGCAUGUUGGAGGAACGCCUUCAGCCAUUAAUUUUGCUAAAAGGAAACUUUGGUUCAUGAUUUCUCUUGUAAAGGCCAGUGGCAUUUUGUAUUAGAAAGAAAUAUCUUGCUUAUAUAUUUAUUCUGGUUUUGUACUUAAAUUGCAAUUAAAACUACUAAUCUGUACAUUGGUACUUAUAGUCUAGAUAGAGUUGUGACCAUUUCAGAAAUAAAUAAUGUCAUUUCUCAGAAUGUUUAGGGCAGGUAUUAGUUAUUACUUAGAUGACAUAUUGUUACUGUAUGACUGGUACUGCAGUGUGUAACAGUAUUUUUCUGUUGAAAAAUGCUACUGCAUUGAGCCCAGUACUUCUGUAUAUUGAAGAGUACAUUCUGAAGCUGAAGUCAAGAAGAGUUCUGCUGCUGACCUCAGAGGAGCCAGGAUGGGAUCAUGUGCAAGCAAUGCAAGAAAGAAAAGCUCUUCAUACUUUACUGGCAAAACGGCAGGAAGAUCUCCCUCCUAGGAGAAUGAAGGAUAGCUACUUGGAAGUUAUUCUACCUCUAGGAAGUCAACCUGAAAUAAGAGAAAAGUACCUGAAUGUACACAACAGUGUAAGGUUUGGAAGGAUACUUGAAGAUCUUGACAGUUUAGGAGUUCUUAUUUGCUACACUCACACCAAGCAGGAAACGCAGCCAAGGUCUCCCUUAUCAAUAGUUACAGCUCUGGUGGAUAAAAUCAAUUUGUGCAAGAAGAUUAUAUAUCCAGACUGUGACAUCAAAUUCACAGGCAAUGUUUCUUGGGUUGGGAGGACGUCCAUGGAAGUGAAGAUGCAUAUGCUGCAGCUGCAUGGUGGUGAUUACAGCCCAGUGUUAGAUGCAACCUUUGUCAUGGUGGCCCGGGAUCCAGAGAAUAAACGGCCAGCAUUUGUUAAUCCACUCAUUCCUGAGAGCCCUGAGGAAGAAGAAAUCUUCAAGCAAGGGGAAUUGAACAAGCUGAAGAGGAUUGAUUUCAGCACUGCUUCCUUACUGAAAAUGGCUCCCACUGCAGAAGAAAGAAACAUUGUUCAUGACAUAUUCCUUAAUACAUUGGACACAAGGACGGUAAGUUUCCGGAGUCGUAAAUUACCACCCAAUUCAGUGUGGAUGGAAGAUGCAAAGCUAAAAGGCCUACAGAUUUGCCAUCCUCAGGAACGGAACAUCUUCAAUAGGAUCUUUGGGGGUUUUCUCAUGAGAAAGGCAUUUGAACUAGGAUGGGCAACUGCUUGCAGCUAUGGGAGUUCCAGACCUUUUAUCGUAUCUGUUGAUGAUAUCAUGUUUCAGAGGCCAGUUGAGGUUGGGUCCUUAUUACUGCUUUCUGCACAGGUCUGUUACACAGAAAAAAACUACAUCCAGGUUCGAGUACACAGUGAGGUUUAUGAUGCAGAUACCAGGGAGCACCAGACAACCAAUAUCUUCCAUUUUACAUUUAUAUCAGAAAAUGAGGUCCCACGGGUCAUCCCCAAAACUUAUGGAGAGUCCAUGUUGUAUUUAGAUGGAAAGCGACACUUUGCUGCCAUCAUGAAGGACAUCUGACUCACGUUGAACACUGCAUCAGCAGUGUAGCAGCAUGCUGUCUUGGAAGGAGUUGUCACCAGAGAUGGCUGAUAGACAGGUGCUUACAAUACUAAAAAAACCCAGCCCAGAACAAAAUACCAAACCCUGCAACAAAAAAACCCCUUUUAAGUGCUAUUUAUGUAUUUGCAUAUAUUUGGAUUUUUAUUCUCUGCUACUAGGAUUUGUUGAAAUCUACUUUUACAUGCUGAUGUUAGGAAAAAAGGCUGAAAAGAUGCAAUCUUAAGCAUUAGAUAGCUUCUCUUUGUCUGCUUUGAGAGAUCUCAUUACAACCUUUGCUGUCUUGUCACCAUCUACCUCCUUUCCCUUAGUAGCUCUCCUUUGUGUUUCCCUGAUAAGGGAUAGAAGUUCUAUCAGAAAAAUGUGUGCAAUAAGUAGAUACACACAGAUGAAGCCAUUUGACCUACAUUCUUGUGUAAAUUAGGCUUAGGGUCAUCUUUUUUUUUUAACAAGGACAGAUGCAUCUGUGCAGCAGCAUAAGCUCAGAAGUUACUAGUGUGUGCACAAUGUAAAGCAGGUGUUUCCCAUCAGCUGCGAUUUUACAAGGUGGUUGCAGCUUCUGUUUUGGAUGGUUUCAUGUUCCCAUGGGAGGAAACUGAUUUUUGCAACGAAAUGAGGUGGCCAGAUGGUCUGUUCUGGCAUUCUGUUUGUGUACAGCCAGUCCUUGCCAGCCUCUUCUAACUUUUUUUUUUUAAUAUAUAACCGUGAGUUCCUUAAUGAAUUAUUUCUCAUGGCCUGUAGAGUAGAGAUCUGAUUGGUGAGAUUGGGUGGGACUGGGAAAUGGCACUGUACAACAGAACAUUUUGGUUUGUUAGGGAUUGGGAGCAGAAAAGGUAAAAUGCUGCUAAAAUGGUAAUGGUUAUGUUUGAUGCUGGAGUUAGGGGUCCAGACAAUCUGUGUUGAGCAGCUCCCAAAUCAGCUGCUGAAUGGUGGGAGGAUUUUUAUCCCACUGAGGGGUGGUACAGCUAGAGGACAGCCUCCUCAGCUGGAUUAUUUGUCUGGUUCCUUGGUAGACAGUAAUGAAAUGCGAGUAUUGCACAGCUUUAAAGGUUGUCAGGUUUACCUGUGAAGGACAGAGUAAUUCCCCCCCACAGAGCGGACACCAUGGUGGACGUAACUGGCAUGUAAGUAACAGGAAGAAAGUACUUGAUACUGAAGUGCUUCUGAUGUAGUGGAAAAAGUUUUAAUGAUCUCCAAUAUCUGGCAGAUAAAGCCCAACAUCCUGAAAUUAGGAAGGUGAGUGGAUGGGAGGCAUCAACUUUUAGCAGUGAGGAUGAUUAGUCAUAAGCACAAAAUGGGACCUCUGAUACCUUCAGAUCAAGACUGAUAUCCUGUCUGAUCAAGACACACAAAGAGGAGUAAUGGUAGGUUAAAUGGAUUGAAUAUGUCUUAUAAUACAUGAGAAUAGACUCUGGCUUCCCUGCUAGGUUUAAAAUCUUUUGAAAUCAGGAAGCAGCGAGUAGAAAUUACGUGAAUCAGCACAGAUGCACAAAACAGGUUGAUAAAAUAAAGCAACAUGUUGCAGUUUUAUUUCUGAGUAAGAAAGUUUGAGAAAUUCACAACUAGGACCAGCUUCCUUUGGUGCUAGGAUAGCAUGAAGUUCAUGGCUCCUAACAGCUGACUGCUAUUCACAUGAGGAGAGUAAGCAUUGUAAUAACCAGCAUGUUAUACAUCAGCCUUUCCUUUCUAAGAUUUGGCUGCCUUUAUUUGUAAGUUAGAUAGCUUUCCAGUGGAGGCGCAGGGGUGUUGCCUGUUACAAUCUUUAAUGGUUAUGACACUGUGGAUAUAUAUUGUAUUUUCUGGUUUUCUCCUUUUUAAAACUCUUUGGAAGCUGAAUAUACUUGACUGACCACACAAAUAAAGAACUGAAACUCUAUCCCAGCUUCUUCCCCCCUUGCUGUGUGGAUCACUGUUGGCUGUUAAAAAAUCAGUAGGAAGGCAGAAGUGGAGGGAUCUAGCUCAGAACUAUGUAUUACUCCUGACUAUCUGCAGGUUUUUAUCAUCAUUUAUCGACCCCUACCUGGGUCGCUUUUGUAUAACGCUUGUAAGUUAAGGGAAUACCAAGUUCUUCCUCUACUGCCUUUUCAGCUGUAUUUAAAGAUGAAUUUAUCAUAAUUUCUAAAUUCAGCCUUUGGGAAGGGAUUGGAGAGGAGAAAAAGAGGUAAUAGAGUAGGGAGCAAGGCAUGACAUCAGAACAGUGCAGAAAACAGUGCCGGGCACAGUGAAGAAAAUGAAUACCGCAAAUGAUGAUGCUUAGAAGAAUUAGUGUGUUUUCAAAGUUCAUGAUAACUUAAUCACGUACCACAAUCACAGUAGUUAUAGAAAUGUAUGUACAGUCAUACAGAAUGUGUGUGUGUAUAAAUAUAUACACAUAUGUGAAAGAUAUAAAAUAUAUAUAGUAGUAAACAGAAAGAAUAUGUGCUGACAUAUUUUUUACUGCGAGAAGGUAACUCCAAGUUGUCACCCUCUCUGAUAACAGGCUAAAUGUAUCUUUGUUCAAGGGUAUUAUUUAUGUACAUCGCUGUAUACCUUUGUGUGUGAGAUAAAAUUGUUCUCGGAUCUCACAUGCAGAAUUAAAAUAUUUUAACGUAGUAAUUAAUGUUGAGUUUGUGUUGCAACUUAAUGACCAACCCGGCACUGCUAUAAGUGACUAACCAUUACCACGCAAGCCUAAAGGUAUGGGUAGAAAAUCUUUUUAUUUAUGGUGAACCUAUCUAUGUAAUUGGCUGUGGCUCUGUAGUGGGAAGUAAAUGUUUCUGUGCCCAUCACGUCUUGGAAUACAGCGAGGAGGAGGAAGUCUGCGGUAGCGGGAUUGCCUCCCCUAACCCUCUAACUUAAUGGUGUUACAAAAGGAGAUUUCUGUGGGACUGGCUGAGCUCAGUCCCUGGAAAAGCGCUUUGUUUUAAAUAUUUUUAUUUUUCUGUGGUUUUAAAAAAAUAUAUAAUUAAAAUUACUUACUCAAACUUA